Messenger RNA from Anopheles coustani, 417 nucleotides. RefSeq names its product general odorant-binding protein 56d-like. The record is from RefSeq and is a predicted model, not a curated record. The transcript has 3 exons. Bases 1 to 417 code for a protein of 138 amino acids. Lineage: Eukaryota; Metazoa; Arthropoda; Insecta; Diptera; Culicidae. Gene Ontology annotation, molecular function: odorant binding. Gene Ontology annotation, biological process: sensory perception of smell.
AUGGCGCGGUUCGAUCUGCUUUCGGUGCUCGCGAUCGCACUGACCACCAUUAGCCUAUUAGCACCGAGCUGCCAUGGCCAAGACAUUCUCGGCUCGUACUUUCGGUGCCGCAACGAGUUCGACAUCGAGCCGAGCGUGUUCGAUGCCCUGCGUGCGGGCAACUUUUCCGUGCGCAACUCGUUCGUCGAGUGCUUCGGAGAGUGCUUCGUCAAACGGGCCGGGUUCAUGAAUGACGACUUCACCUUCAACCGUGACACGAUCACGCGCUUCACCAACCGCUUCGUGUCGAAGGAAAACUCCGAGCUGGUGUACGAGCGGUGCACGGCGGACGUCACGCCGACCUUCUGCGUGACCGCGUUCGAUGUGUAUCAGUGCAUCUACGAGCAUAUCUACGAGAAGUGGAACACCAGGAAGUAG